AUGACUUCCCCAAACCAUACCUCACCACCUUCCACCCGUCCUCCUGCAAUCAACCCCACAGCCCCACCUCCCAUCCAUCUUCCCCGCUACUCCAUCCUCGUCGCCUUCAACACCCGUCUCCUCCCCUUCGCACUCUUCACCAUCUUCCUCAUCACCGGCACCGUAAUCCUCAUCUAUUCCGUCGUCGACAAACGCGUCAUCCCUUCAUCCUUCAUCGCGGGCACCUAUAUAACUAUUGCUGUUAUUAUUCUUAUAUGGUGUUUAUCACGUUUCAUACUUUUUCUUAGAGAUAAUUUCGGGGAGCUGGGAGUUGGAGUCGAUGAAGUGGAGACGGGGGUGCGGGGUGUUGAUAGGGUGUAUAUAGGAGGAUUGCGGGGGAGGGAGAGGGAGAAAUCUCGAGGUGAGGGAGAGGAGGUUGUAAAGCAUGGUCUAAGAAAUGAUCGAGAGGUUGUGAGACAAGAAUCGCAAGCUGCCGGGGAGGGGAGCGAAUUGAGGGAUUUUGGGAGUCAUGAUCGAGAUUCUCGGAUAGCUCAUUCGCGGCCUGUACUCCCAUCUUUUGAGCGUCUCUCGAACGCACCAGUCCAUCCUUUCAAACCCAAACCCCAGAAUCAACCAAAUGAUCUAGAUUCCCAUAAUCCGAUCAAACCACGCGCUACAUCUCCCCACCAAACUCCAAUCAGCAACCAAAGAACUCCCGUUCCCCCUCCCCCUCUCCAAGAGCCCCCAAACCAUCGAGCACCAACCCCGAAUUCCCUAAAUCCCACAAUCACUACCUCCCCCGACAAAUUACCAGUAAACCACUCCUCACUAUCCAAUCCCACCCAACCCAACUCCCACACAAAAGAAUCUCGAGACGUCACAUCUCAGACUCGCUUAACACCUCACAUCUUACCAUUAUCUCUACAGAUUAAUCCUGGGUCGAGGAAUUCUGUGAACUCUGUGAACUCUGUGAGCUCUGUAUCGAGGCCUCGAGAAGCGAAAGUGACGAGACCGCUUUUGCAGAGUUCGUGA
This is a messenger RNA of Botrytis porri, 1011 nucleotides long. RefSeq lists its product as uncharacterized. NCBI's taxonomy places the organism in Eukaryota, Fungi, Ascomycota, Leotiomycetes, Helotiales, Sclerotiniaceae. The coding region runs from base 1 to 1011 and encodes 336 amino acids. The record is from RefSeq and is a predicted model, not a curated record. The transcript has a single exon.